Messenger RNA from Helianthus annuus (common sunflower), 1948 nucleotides. Its product is annotated as ATP-dependent 6-phosphofructokinase 4, chloroplastic. The transcript has 14 exons. Lineage: Eukaryota; Viridiplantae; Streptophyta; Magnoliopsida; Asterales; Asteraceae. Gene Ontology annotation, molecular function: ATP binding; 6-phosphofructokinase activity. The record is from RefSeq and is a predicted model, not a curated record. Bases 81 to 1634 code for a protein of 517 amino acids. Gene Ontology annotation, cellular component: cytoplasm. Gene Ontology annotation, biological process: glycolytic process; fructose 6-phosphate metabolic process.
GUGUCAUAAAUAUAGUCUUCUCUCCGCCUAGAUCCCUGGAGAAACCUUUCAGUUGAAUCGAAACUCACUUUUCCAAUCCAAUGGAUCUUUCACUUUCACUUUCAUCUCCCCCAAAUCUUCACUUUUCUCUCACCAAAUCGCUAUCAUUUUCCACCAGAUUCCACAAACCUCUUCCAUUUUUCACAAAUUUCACUUCUAAUUCCCAAAUUUACUCAAUAAUCACCGGUUAUCAACCGAUCAAAGCUCAAAGUUCAAAUCAAAAUAAUACUCCGAUUGAUACUGCUGAUGCUGCUGCUGAUGAUGAUGACGGUUUUAUUUUUGAAGACGUUCCUCACUUGACCAAUUUCUUACCUGAUUUACCGACCUAUCCAAACCCGUUAAAGUACAGCCAAGCCUACGCAAUAGUCAAGAAUACUUUUGUUAGCCCAGAAGACGUUCUAGCACAGCAAAUUGUUGUUCAGAAGGGCAGUCCUAGAGGAGUACACUUUCGGCGUGCAGGACCUAGGGAAAAGGUUUAUUUCAAGCCGGAGGAAGUACGAGCUUGUAUUGUUACGUGUGGUGGUUUGUGUCCAGGGAUUAACACAGUGAUUAGAGAGAUUGUAUGCGGCUUGAAUUAUAUGUAUGGUGUUAGUAAUAUACUUGGGAUCGAGGGAGGCUAUAGGGGCUUUUACUCAAAGAAUACGAUGGAAUUAAAUCCAAAAGUGGUUAACGAUAUCCAUAAACGUGGUGGUACUAUUCUUCAAACUUCACGAGGAGGCCAUGAUACUAACAAGAUAGUCGAUAACAUCCAGGACCGUGGGAUAAAUCAGGUGUACAUAAUUGGAGGUGAUGGCACUCAAAAAGGAGCGGCUGCCAUUUUCAAGGAAGUUGAAAAGCGUCGCCUUCCAGUGGCAGUAGCUGGGAUCCCCAAGACAAUUGAUAAUGAUAUUGCUGUGAUAGACAAAUCUUUUGGAUUUGAUACUGCUGUUGAGGAAGCUCAGAGGGCAAUAAACGCUGCACAUGUGGAGGUGGAGAGUGUCGAAAAUGGAGUUGGAAUUGUCAAACUCAUGGGUCGAUACAGUGGAUUCAUUGCAAUGUUUGCCACACUGGCAUCUCGAGAUGUGGAUUGUUGCUUGAUUCCAGAGUCUCCAUUCUAUCUGGAAGGGCAAGGUGGUCUUUUUGAAUUUGUUCAACGGAGACUUAAGGAAAACGGGCACAUGGUUAUUGUGUUAGCGGAAGGUGCUGGUCAGGAAUACGUUUCUCAAAGUGUGAACGCACCCGAGGAGAAAGAUGCAUCUGGAAAUAAGCUGCUUCUCGAUGUCGGUCUAUGGUUGACUCAGCAAAUUAAGGAUCAUUUUACAACGGUGAAAAAGAUGGCCAUAAACAUGAAAUACAUAGAUCCAACAUACAUGAUCCGGGCUGUUCCAAGUAAUGCGUAUGAUAAUAUCUAUUGCACACUUCUUGCUCAAAGUGCAGUUCAUGGGGCCAUGGCGGGAUACUCGGGUUUCACUGUGGGACCUGUGAACAGCAGACACGCGUAUAUUCCAAUUGAGCGUGUAACCGAGGCUACAAAUGUUGUGAAGUUGACAGAUAGGAUGUGGGCUAGACUUCUAGCCUCGACUAAUCAACCCAUUUUCUUGGACAGACAUGAAUAGAUUUGACCCGAUAUUCGUAUGUUUCUUGUCGCCAAUUGGUCCUCUGUUGAGGUGGAAAGUUGAUUUUUAAAGAAGCUGGCUUACAUGAAGAAAUAUAUAAAGUUGUAUUCAAACUUUGAAGGUACAACUAGCUUCCAUUUGUUAUGACUAUUUAAGAUGGAUAAUAUUGUUAGGCGGGCUGGUUUAGGUUGACCUGUAACACCCUUUUUGUCAUUUUUUAGUAAUUUGUGUUAAAUACAAUUAAAAAACUGUAUUAUUAUAACAACUAUUUAGUUUAUCUUUUAACGAAGAGAAUUAAAUGGGUACUAUAGAAA